GUGAGAUUUCAGGAAGUGAUUUUUAAGGAUCUCCAGGAACGGGGAAAGAUCACUGUUGAAAAGCAGGGAUGGACACCAGCUUUCUGGUACUGUGCAUGAUGCUGGCAGCAGAUAUGACACCAGCUUCUGCUACAGCAAAUCCGAGCAUGAUAGAGACCCUCAUUCUGGCCACCUUCCAGCGUCCCUGGCUCUGGGGUCUCUAUGUCUUUGUUGUUGGACUCCCCAUCGUUCUCUUCAUAAGCUUCAUGUGGCCAGACAAGAGGUUUGGUCCCCCUGAUCAACCAUAUUACUAUAAGAAGAGUGAUGAGGAUCAAUCAGAUGAUCCUGAGCUCUCACCACCAAGGAAAUCGAUAGCAAAAGAUUCAUGCACCAGAGCAAGAACCUCAGAACAGGAAACCCAACAAACUCACAAGAACCUGCUGAGAAGAAAAGCUAAGGAAUGAAUGGCAUCCCCUUACUUAGGAAAACUAAAAAAAUGAACAUAACCAAUGUAUUCGUAUUUAGCUGGGUCCUGUUAUGCAUUUCAUCACCCCAGACAGCUA
Molecule: messenger RNA, 542 nt
Organism: Oreochromis aureus
Lineage: Eukaryota; Metazoa; Chordata; Actinopteri; Cichliformes; Cichlidae
Product: calnexin-like
Exons: 5
Coding region: 69-443 (124 amino acids)
Source: RefSeq, a predicted model, not a curated record